UGCCGUCGUCGAUCGGUCGGCAGUUCGCACGGAGUACACUCGACGGUGAAUGUGAAUAAGGUUCCGUUUUCAUUUCAUUCGCCGGUCUCAGGUGCUAAAAGAUUUUGUUAUAUUAUCAUUGUCGUCCGUUUUGUAAGACCGCACACAUUCAAUAUAAUCGUCGAGUGACUGCAAAAUAUCACACGAAAUAUGUCUAGAAGAACCGAUUUGGAUCUGAGCGAUGAUCAGAGAUUCGCUCUGAUGAAGUUGCGAAGGAGCGUUGCCGACUUGAAAUUGGAUGAUAAAUACGACGACUGCUUUUUACUCAGAUGGCUCGGAGCUCGAAAUUUUGAUCCAAAACUAGCAGAAGAGAUGUUGAGAACAUCAAUGAAAUGGCGGGAAGAGUGGUCGAUCAACAAAGACGACGGCUGGAAACCACCCCAAGUGCUGGUCGAUUACAUGCCAAGCGGUAUCAGCGGUUAUGACAAGGAGGGAUCGCCCGUGGUCGUGCUUCCAUUCGCCGGGUUCGACGUGUGCGGCUUGCUCAAGUCAGCCCCGCCGAAGGACAUGGUCAGGUUCUUGGCACAAAAGCUUGACUCGUACUUAGAAGUGGCCAGGCAAUCGUCGCUGAAGCACGGUCCAAAAGCGUCGCAAGUGUGCUGCAUCGUCGACCUGACCGACUUCAACCUUGGGCAAUUCACGUGGAGACCAGCGGCCGAGAUGAUAAUCAACUUGUUACAAAUGUACGAGGCCAAUUACCCAGAAAUAUUGAAGGCAUGUCACGCGAUUAAUGCUCCCAAAGUGUUCACUUUUGCGUUCAACAUACUUAAAAACAUACUUACUGGCAACACAAUGAGCAAGUUCAUAAUAUAUAAGGCAGACCCAAACAAGUGGAAGCCUGUAUUGGCCAAAUACAUCGACAGCGACCAGUAUCCAGCGUUUUUAGGCGGCGAUCAAAGGGAUCCUGACGGCAACCCCAGAUACAUAACCAAGAUAAAUCAAGGAGGAAAAGUUCCAGAAUUGUAUUUUAAAAAUGACAAGCUUACAAAUUCUGAUGACAUGACCGUAGUAAAUAUAAAGAAAGGCGAUAAACUAUACUUGAAAUAUACAGUAACUGUACCACAAAGUUUUCUAAGGUGGCAGUUCAAAACCGAGGGACAUGAUAUUAAAUUCGGUAUAUUAGCAACAGAUUCAGAAAAUAUACAAACAAUAAUUAUGCCGAUAAAGAAAGUCGCAUGUCACGAGUUUGAAGAGAUCGGAGUAAUCAAAUGCAAACAUACCGGAGAAUAUACCGUGAUAUUCGACAACAGCUACAGUUUCAUACGUGGCAAAAAACUUGCAUACAACGUUCGAAUCACAUUGCCUGUAAAAGAAAAAACCAUCAGUACGAUCGAUCAGAUGGUGAAUAUGGAAGAAUAAGUUAUACAUAAGAUCGGUAUAAAAGUAUAAUAUAGCGUUUAAUGACUAUGUAAUAGUAACAGUAAUUAUAAUUAUAUACUAUAUUAUACAUCAUCAAAACCGUUAAAAAUGUUAAAAAAAUUUUAUAUACAUUUAACUACAAUUUAACAUUGUUUAGGUAUACCUAAUGCCUAAUACAAUAAUACAUAUUACACCAGAUAUAUACGCUCGUAAAAUAUGUAAAAUUAAUUAAUAUUUGUCGUUUAAUAUAUGCUAUGCCAUUAACAACUUACGCAGGUUCAACAGUAAUAUAGGAUGGUCAUACUGACGAUAAAUAAUAAUAAACACGAUUAUUGUUAAAAUAUAAUUAAUUUUUACCAAUAGUUUCCAAACUCGCUACACGUUCGCCACUACAUCGGUAAAUCAAAAUUGUUAGAAUUCUUUAAAUAUUAUGUUUAGGGUUUUUUUUAAUUCUAAUAGACGAUAGAGUUUGAGGUUUAGAUAUUGUUUUACUAUGUUUAAGACGCGUAAAAAAUCGAUGAUAAUUUGUAAAUAUUUAAAUGUUUUAUCCUACAUUAAUUCACAUGUUUUUUUAUUAAUAGUAAUAUUUUCAAAAGCAACGUUGAUAUAUUUUCUUCGAUGCCGAUAUGUUGUCCUCCUAUUGGAAAAUAUUUGAAAUAAUACAUUUGUCUUUCCGUGUUAAACUAUGUUACACAUGUACCUUUAGUAUUCACAAUAAAUACAAAAAUAAAAUAAAGGCCAAAAAAUUAAACAUACCAAUUAUAUAUAGAUAGACAAGACGCGAGUGCGUAAGUUGUUAAUAUCCGGAUGUCUAUAAUACGAGUCUAAUUUUAACCAUUUUUUGUUAUUGAUGUAUAAGUAUAAUGAUGUUGCAAUUAUUUUUCCAAAAUCGAUAUUCUUUUUUUUUUUUGGAGAAAAUUGUUUAUUAAAUUAUUAUUUACUUAGUACUUAGUAGAUAUUCGUUUUCUGAAUUGUUGUUUUGUAUCUAUACACCGUAAUAUAUUAUUAUUAUUAUUAAUUUGUAUCUACAGUGUUAUAUAAAUGUUUUAAUGAUAUAUUAUUAUUGUGUAUUAACCUACAAUCAUUAUAUUUAACUAAAAUAAAGCAUUUUAUUUUUUUGAAAA
This is a messenger RNA of Acyrthosiphon pisum (pea aphid), 2522 nucleotides long. RefSeq names its product SEC14-like 4 (gene SEC14L4). The record is from RefSeq and is marked validated. Lineage: Eukaryota; Metazoa; Arthropoda; Insecta; Hemiptera; Aphididae. Gene Ontology annotation, cellular component: cytoplasm.